Molecule: messenger RNA, 6532 nt
Organism: Chelmon rostratus (copperband butterflyfish)
Lineage: Eukaryota; Metazoa; Chordata; Actinopteri; Chaetodontiformes; Chaetodontidae
Gene: polr3a
Product: polymerase (RNA) III (DNA directed) polypeptide A
Exons: 31
Coding region: 110-4282 (1390 amino acids)
Biological process (GO): DNA-templated transcription
Molecular function (GO): DNA binding; DNA-directed RNA polymerase activity
Source: RefSeq, a predicted model, not a curated record
AUGCGGACUGACAGCGUGCCGGUUAUAUGUAAAGUAUAGCCUGCUGGAAUGAAGACAGAAUAAAUAUUUCAUUAGUCCUGUUGUUGUUUGUUUAGGAGAAGGUGCCAAGAUGGUGAAGGAGCAGUUCAGAGAGACAGAUGUGGCCAAAAAAAUAAGCCACAUCUGCUUUGGGAUGAAAUCUGCUGAGCAGAUGCGUCAACAAGCCCACAUCCAGGUGGUCAGUAAGAAUCUGUACAGCCAAGACACCAAACACACUCCCCUGUCCUAUGGAGUGUUGGACCACCGGAUGGGCACCAGUGAAAAAGACCGACCCUGUUUGACAUGUGGGAAGAAUCUGGCAGACUGCUUGGGACAUUAUGGCUACUUGGAUCUGGAACUGCCGUGUUUUCAUGUUGGCUAUUUCAAAGCCAUCAUAGGAAUCUUGCAGAUGAUCUGCAAGACAUGCUCGAGCAUAAUGCUGACGAAAGAGGAGAAACUGCAGUUCAUGGAUCACUUGAAAAGGCCCAACCUGGCCUAUCUCCAGAAACGAGGGUUGAAGAAGAAAAUCUCAGAUAAAUGCCGCAAAAGGACAAUCUGUCUGAGCUGUGCCGCUUUCAACGGACCAGUGAAAAAGUGCGGCCUGCUUAAGAUCAUCCAUGAGAAGUAUAAAACAACCAAGAAGGUGGUGGAUCCUUUCGUGUCAGAAUUCCUGCAGUCCUUUGAUAUCGCCAUCGAGCACAACAAAAUGAUGGAACCUCUGCUGACCAGAGCACAGGAAAACCUGAACCCUCUGGUGGUGCUAAACAUGUUCAAGAGGAUUCCAGAAGAAGAUGUUCCCCUGCUGCUGAUGAACCCUGAGGCAGGGAAGCCUGCGGACCUCAUCCUCACCCGCCUCCUGGUGCCUCCUCUCUGCAUACGACCUUCAGUGGUCAGUGACCUGAAGUCGGGCACCAAUGAGGACGACCUCACCAUGAAGCUCACCGAGAUCAUUUUCCUCAAUGAUGUUAUCAAAAAGCAUCGGAUGACAGGGGCAAAGACCCAGAUGAUCAUGGAGGAUUGGGACUUCCUCCAGCUGCAGUGUGCUCUUUACAUCAAUAGCGAGCUUUCUGGCAUCCCCCUCAACAUGGCACCUAAGAAAUGGACCAGAGGCUUUGUGCAGAGACUCAAGGGGAAGCAAGGUCGAUUCAGAGGAAACCUCUCAGGAAAAAGAGUGGACUUCUCUGGCAGAACUGUCAUUUCUCCCGACCCAAACCUGAGGAUCGACGAGGUGGCCGUCCCCGUGCAUGUGGCCAAAAUCCUGACAUAUCCAGAGAGGGUGAACAAAGCCAAUCUGGAACUAAUGAGGAAGCUUGUCCGCAAUGGUCCUGAAGUUCAUCCCGGAGCCAACUUUAUUCAGAAUCGCCACACACAGAUGAAAAGGUUUUUAAAAUAUGGAAACCGUGAGAAGAUAGCUCAGGAGCUGCGGUUUGGUGACGUGGUGGAAAGACACCUGAUAGACGGCGACAUCGUCCUCUUCAAUCGACAACCGUCUCUGCACAAACUCAGCAUCAUGGCCCACAUCGCCAGAGUCAAACCUCACAGGACGUUUCGGUUCAACGAGUGCGUGUGCACCCCGUACAAUGCCGACUUUGACGGCGACGAAAUGAACCUUCAUCUUCCUCAGACUGAAGAAGCCAAAGCCGAGGCCCUCGUCCUAAUGGGGACAAAAGCUAAUCUUGUCACUCCAAGAAAUGGCGAACCUCUGAUUGCUGCUAUUCAGGACUUUCUUACAGGGGCCUACCUCUUGACGCUGAAGGACACCUUCUUUGACAGAUCAAAAGCCUGCCAGAUAGUGGCAUCAAUCCUUGUGGGCAAAGAUGAAAAAGUCAGGGUCUCUCUCCCCCGCCCAGCUAUUAUGAAGCCCAUGGCGCUGUGGACGGGCAAACAGAUCUUCAGUGUCAUUCUGAAGCCGAGUAAGGAAUGUCCAGUCAAGGCGAACCUGAGGACCAAGGGCAAACAGUACUGUGGCAAGGGAGAGGAUCUCUGUCACAACGACUCGUUCGUGGUGAUCCACAACAGUGAGCUGAUGUGUGGUAGCAUGGAUAAAGGUACCUUGGGAUCUGGCUCCAAGAACAACAUCUUCUACAUCCUGCUGAGAGACUGGGGACAGGUGGAGGCUGCUAAUGCCAUGUCUCGCCUGGCAAGACUUGCCCCGGUGUAUCUUUCCAACCGUGGCUUUUCCAUUGGCAUUGGUGACGUGACGCCUGGCCAGGGUCUGCUGAAGGCCAAACAUGACCUGCUGGACGACGGUUACAAGAAGUGUGACGAAUACAUUGAAGCUCUGCAGACGGGAAAGUUGCAGCAGCAGCCCGGCUGCACGGCAGAGGAGACUCUGGAGGCUCUCAUCUUAAGAGAGCUGUCCGUCAUCAGAGACCGAGCUGGCAGCGCCUGCCUCAGGGAGCUUGACAAGAGCAACAGCCCUCUGAUCAUGGCUCUUUGUGGCUCCAAAGGAUCCUUCAUUAAUAUCUCUCAGAUGAUUGCCUGUGUGGGCCAGCAGGCUAUAAGUGGCUCUCGAGUGCCUGAUGGUUUUGAGAACCGCUCCCUGCCUCACUUUGAAAAGCACUCAAAACUGCCUGCUGCUAAAGGCUUUGUGGCCGACAGCUUCUAUUCUGGCCUGACUCCCACAGAGUUCUUCUUCCACACCAUGGCUGGUCGGGAGGGUCUGGUGGACACUGCUGUGAAGACUGCAGAGACUGGGUACAUGCAGAGACGUCUGGUUAAGUCCCUGGAGGAUUUAUGCUCACAGUACGACCUGACAGUACGCAGCUCCACUGGCGACAUCAUCCAGUUUAUUUAUGGCGGUGAUGGUCUGGACCCGGCUGCCAUGGAAGGAAAGGAUGAGCCGCUGGAGUUCAAGAGAGUCCUAGACAACAUCCGGGCGGUCUACACAUGUCCAGACGAGCCUGCACUCAGCCAAAACAAGCUGGUCCUCACUGCAGACGCCAUCAUGAAGAGAGCUGACUUCCUCUGCUGCAGAGACAGCUUCUUGGAGGAGAUAAAGAAAUUUAUAAAGAGCAUCUCAGAAAGGAUCAAGAAGACCCGAGACAAGUACGGCAUCAACGACAACGGCACCAGCGAGCCAAAAGUUCUCUAUCAGCUAGACCGCAUAACUCCGACACAGCUGGAGAAGUUCCUUGAAACCUGCCGAGACAAGUACAUGAGAGCUCAGAUGGAGCCAGGCUCAGCAGUAGGGGCUCUUUGUGCCCAGAGCAUCGGAGAGCCUGGCACUCAGAUGACGCUGAAAACCUUCCACUUUGCUGGCGUCGCGUCCAUGAACAUCACUCUGGGGGUUCCUCGCAUCAAAGAGAUCAUCAAUGCUUCCAAGAACAUCAGCACCCCUAUAAUCACCGCUCAUUUGGAUGUGGAAGACGACGCUGACUUUGCCAGGCUGGUGAAGGGGAGGAUUGAGAAAACGCUUCUUGGAGAGAUUUCUGAGUACAUAGAGGAGGUUUUUCUGCCAGAUGACUGUUUCAUCCUGGUGAAAUUAUCGUUGGAGAGAAUAAGGCUACUGCGACUGGAGGUAAAUGCAGAAACGGUGCGUUACUCCAUCUGCAUGUCUAAGCUACGAGUGAAGCCAGGAGACAUCGCUGUGCACGGCGAGGCAGUGGUGUGUGUGUCGCCACGGGAGAACAGCAAAAGCUCCAUGUACUACGUGCUGCAGUCACUGAAAGAGGAACUUCCCAAGGUGGUGGUUCAAGGUAUACCUGAGGUGGCCCGAGCUGUCAUUCACAUUGACGAACAGAGCGGCAAAAGCAAGUACAAACUCCUGGUGGAGGGGGACAACCUGAGAGCUGUCAUGGCAACGCACGGCGUGAAUGGAAGCAGGACCACUUCAAACAAUACGUAUGAGGUUGAGAAGACGCUGGGUAUCGAGGCAGCUAGAUCCACCAUCAUCAAUGAGAUUCAGUACACCAUGGUGAACCAUGGAAUGAGCAUUGACCGACGUCACGUCAUGCUUCUUGCAGACCUAAUGUCCUAUAAGGGGGAGAUUCUGGGAAUCACCAGGUUCGGUUUAGCCAAAAUGAAAGAGAGUGUCCUCAUGCUGGCUUCCUUUGAGAAAACGGCCGAUCAUCUCUUCGACGCCGCCUACUUCGGGCAAAAGGACUCUGUUUGUGGUGUGUCUGAGUGCAUCAUCAUGGGGAUUCCUAUGAAUAUUGGAACAGGACUGUUUAAACUUCUACACAAGGCAGACAAGGACCCCUCUCCUGUCAAUAGGCCUCUCCUCUUUGACAGUGCAGACUUCCACAUACCUCUAAUCACAUAGCAUUUCAGAGCCUGCUGUCGAAAGACAUGUCAAGGUUAUCUUCAGCAAAUACAGAAGUGCCUGCCCGAGUGUCAGAUAAUUUCCUUUUGAGGGAUCCAACAGAAAAUAGGAUUGCCACUUCUUUCUUUGCUGUGACGCUGCUGAUGCUGCAGACUGGGUGAACGUUCAAACUUCAGAUGCUUCACACAUGUUCUUUACUGUUUUUCGGGCUUUCUUACUUGUUUGUAAAACAGUGUGUUUCCUCGUUUAUUAAGAUGCUACAUUACCUUACGUUGCCUCAGUGUAAUGUAUAUCGUGCUCCACAUAAACACGUGCAGCAGACUUGACAAAUAUUUCCCCUUAAUCAUGAAGCACAGUCGAUGCCUUUUUGUUUGGCACUUAGUUUUGCAUUAUAGUAUGAAGUGUUUAUUAGCAUUGCAGCUUCAGUUUGCCCAAAAAGACUUUUCAUUCACACUUAGAAGCCCAGUUGAGGUUUGUCUUUUCUGAAAGCAGUUGUAUUCGUACAGGAUUCAGAUCAGCAGCGGUUCAUUACGGUUGAAACUUCCCAUCCAGUUUGAAGCCUUUUCUUAUAACAGUGUAAUAAUGUAUAUAAUGUAAUAAAAUAAAUGACCCAGAAAAUCACGGCAAAGUCAUUGUCUUCUGUAAAUGCAGUGAUUCGAAAAUUGAAGGCCAGAAUUGUUUACUGUUGAAUGAUCGAUUUCUAAAGGCAGUAACAUCAACUUGAGCCCUUUUUUAAAAGUGACAUUUUCAUCCAUGCUGGCAGAAAGGCUCUCCCAGGCUACAUCUGGUAGCUGAUGUGUCCACCACUGAAGUUGAUAAAGAUGAAAUUUUGUAAAGACAUUCAUAAUCCCCAGAUGAUCUCAUGACUUUUCUUCUAGUGCCACCAUGAGAUUGAUAUUUAUGAUUUUUGGUGAAAUGUCUCAGCAAUUAUUGGAUGGAUCGUAACUAUUUAUCUAAUCGACAUUUCAGUUUGUCCAUUACUUUGUUUUACCAGCAAAUACCUGAAAAACUACUGACAUCAGCCUCAGCUUUAAUUUUAGUGCUACAUGCUACUUAGCAAAUGUUUGCAUGCGAGCACUAAAUUCAAAUGGAAGUGUUUCACAGCCAAAAAAAGAAGCUCCUCCAUUUCCUGUGCAUUGCAUUGUGGGAGAAGUGUCCAGUGUGGGUACUCUCUGCUUUGAUUUUUCCCUUUUCUAUGUAGUAUGUUAUGUGAACAUACUAAAAAUCAGAAUCAACUUGUAGUGUGGAAUUUGGAUGCAUUUUUACAUCUUUUGUCAGUUUAUGAUUCCAAUUUGCACAUGCCCAUGGGUGGCAAACAUCUGUCCAACAUCUUUAGGUUUACAUUUUCGGGACACCUUAAUUCUUUAUGCAUUAUGCGUUAAUUGGACUAAUUUAAUCUUUGAGAUAUUCAGGGGAGAGCCUUGCAGUUUUUUUCUUAAGUCAGUGGGAGGGUUAAAAGAAAAAAUGACUAAGCUUUGGGGGCUUUGCUUUAAUUAAAAAGGGAACAUGAGGUUCAGUUCCCCAUCCAAUAAUUUUCAUAUAGUCGCAAAAUUAAAAGACCACGUUUGGAUUUAACCAAUGUGUGCUGAAAACAAAGAAGCAAGUUGUAAGAGACCAUUUUAUUCAAUUUAAAAAUUAAAUAGAGAUUAGAGCUCACUGGCAUUCUGAUCUGCAUUUUAAAAAUACAAAGAAACACAUUUUAAAUGACUUGAUGUUCAAGUUAACACCUUUAAAAUCAACAAUCUGCAAAGAACCGCGGAUAAAAGCCAAGCUGUCGGUACCAAACGUAUCAUUACAGAACGUGUGAUUAACUUUAAAUAUACACCGUGUUUACACGCCAACAUUACAAAAAUAUUCCACAGCACCUUCAAGCAAACACAUUAACACUGAAACUCAUUUUGUCCCCUUGUGUGUAUGUGAGAGCGUUGUGGAUGUCGUAGGGUUUGAUCUAAAAAAAAACGUCUAAAUUCUGUAUGUUGAUUUGAGAGCCCGGCUGUUUAUUUCAAACAUUAAGGCAUGCGGCUUUAUUUUAACCUUUACCUGAUUAAAAACUGUACACUGUCCUGUUUGCAGUUUGAGCCUAGCUGUUCAGUUUAGCACUUAAAAAGUCAAAAUAAAUCACAUGAAAUAAUACAAUUACUCAACUGACAGAAAAUGAAAAAUCUGUGUUUGCGUUUCUGGCAAAUUUAUGUGUUACAUCAACAUGUUUGAGUUUUAUUAAUCUCAUUUAUCUGUUAUCUCAAGCAAUAA